Capra hircus (goat) is the source of this 2106-nucleotide messenger RNA. It is a transcript of the gene SERINC2, whose product is annotated as serine incorporator 2. Gene Ontology annotation, cellular component: membrane. Lineage: Eukaryota; Metazoa; Chordata; Mammalia; Artiodactyla; Bovidae. The transcript is spliced from 11 exons. The coding region runs from base 275 to 1666 and encodes 463 amino acids. The record is from RefSeq and is a predicted model, not a curated record.
UACUUCAACUUUGCCUCAAACUCCCAAGCACCCUUUGGGAGGGAGGGCAGCCUGGACAGGGGGCUGUGUGGGGGGACAGUAGGUGGAUGGUGUCUUGUUAAUGCCUCUCCCCAGAUGCUCCCCCAAUCCCAAGCCCUCAUUACCUACAUGAAUAUUCAUAAGGGAUAACUUCAGCCCUGCUCUGUAAAUGGGUCAGAAGCAGGAAGUGGAGGCCAGUGCAGAGAGCGAAGGCAAGGGGACAGGAGGCUCAAAGCCAGAGUGCAUCUGAGUCCCCAUGGACGGGAGGAUGAUGAGAAGGAUGAGGCUGGAAGAGGAGGAGGCACCCGGACAAGGCAACACAGCGUCCUGCCUCUGUGGCUCUGCCCCCUGCAUCCUGUGCAGCUGCUGCCCCUGUAGCCACAACUCCACGCUGAGCCGCCUCUUCUUCACCGUCUUCCUCUUCCUCGGGGUGCUGGUGUGCGUCAUCAUGCUGAGUCCUGGCGUGGAGAGCCAGCUCUACAAGCUGCCCUGGGUGUGUAAUGAGGGGACCGGAUCCCACGUCGUCCUGCAGGGCCACAUCGACUGUGGCUCCCUGCUCGGCCACCGCGCCGUCUACCGCAUGUGCUUCGCGAUGGCGGCCUUCUUCUUCCUUUUCUCUUUGCUCAUGAUCUGCGUACGCAGCAGUCGAGACCCCAGGGCUGCCAUCCAGAACGGGUUUUGGUUCUUUAAGUUCCUGAUUUUCGUGGGCAUCACUGUGGGCGCCUUCUACAUCCCCGAUGGCUCCUUCUCCAACAUCUGGUUCUACUUUGGUGUCGUGGGCUCCUUCAUCUUCCUCCUCAUCCAGCUACUGCUGCUUAUCGACUUUGCGCACUCCUGGAACCAGCGGUGGCUGUGCAAGGCCGAGGAGUGUGACUCCCGCGCCUGGUAUGCAGGCCUCUUCUUCUUCACCCUCCUCUUUUACGCGCUGUCGAUCGCGGCCGUGGCGCUGCUGUUCGUCUACUACACCCAGCCUGGUGCCUGCUAUGAGGGCAAGGCUUUCAUUGGCCUCAACCUCACUCUUUGUGUCUGCGUCUCCAUUGUUGCUGUUCUGCCCAAGAUCCAGGAUGCCCAGCCCAACUCGGGUCUGCUGCAGGCCUCGGUCAUCACGCUCUACACCAUGUUUGUCACCUGGCUGGCCUUGUCCAACGUCCCCGAUCAGAAAUGCAACCCUCACCUGCUGACCCACUUUGGCAACGGGACGGUCCAGGCAGGCCCCGAGGGCUACGAGACCCACUGGUGGGACGCGCCGAGCAUCGUGGGUCUCGUCGUCUUCAUCCUGUGCACUGUCUUCAUCAGUCUGCGCUCCUCAGACCACCGGCAGGUGAACAACCUGAUGCAGACGGAGGAGUGCCCGCCCGUGCUGGACGCCACGCAGCAGCAGCAGGUGGUGCUCUCUGAGGGCCGGGCCUUCGACAACGAGCAGGAUGGCGUCACCUACAGCUACUCCUUCUUCCACUUGUGCCUGGUACUCGCUUCUGUCCACAUCAUGAUGACGCUCACCAACUGGUACAGACCUGGUGAGACCCGGAAGAUGAUCAGCACAUGGACUGCCGUGUGGGUGAAGAUCUGUGCCAGCUGGACGGGGCUACUCCUCUAUCUGUGGACCCUGGUAGCCCCGCUCCUCCUGCCCAACCGCGACUUCAGCUGAGGCAGCCCCCUGCAGCCGGUCCAACCUGGUGCCUCGGGGCUGGUGACAGCAGGCUGAGCCCCCGCCCCCCUCCAGGGCUUGCCCCUGAGCUGGGCCCCUCUGUUCUUAGUGCCUUCAGGGAGGAUGAGCAUCAGAUCCCUCCCUGCCACUGCCCCCAGCUCCCCCUCCAGAGCCGCCUCCUCCUUGCCCCUACUUGCCCACACUCACCUUCUUGCAAAAAACGGGCCCCUUGUUCUAAGGCUCCCCAGGAGAGGGUCUUGAAGGAGAGAAGCUCUGAGAGCUGCCCAGAGCGGAAGUGCUCACUGCAAUGGGGUGCCCGGCACUGAGGCCCCGGUCUUCCUGACCACACACCCCGGGACAGCCCAUCCCCUUCCUGGACUCCGUGCCUUACUGAGUCUCGCAGGCUCCGCCAAUAAAGAAGCCAGUGCGUGUGCCUCCCA